Molecule: messenger RNA, 450 nt
Organism: Lactuca saligna
Lineage: Eukaryota; Viridiplantae; Streptophyta; Magnoliopsida; Asterales; Asteraceae
Source: the annotation of a GenBank genome assembly
AUGAGCUCCUUGCCAGCUGCUGCUGCUGGAAGUCGGUCUGAUAAUGAGAUGAAAGAUGAUUGUUGCCAACCAUCCUUGAAGGAUUUGCAGCAUAAAGGUAAUCUUAUUCCUGAAGGCCAUAAAGUUCUUAUCUUUUCCCAGAGUUGCAUAAUGCUUGAUAUUAUUCAGAAUUUCCCUGGUGCUCCAACAUUUUUGCCAGGUAAACCCAUCUGGCCAGACCUCUGCAUUGCCUCCUACAAGGUAGAUCACACUUGCUUGGCUAAACGUUAUUCAGUAUGCUUUCAAAUUUGUCUUCUUCCUGAAUUCUUUUUCUUUCUAUCAUGGCAACCUUCAACAGUAGUUUGGGAUCGGCACCUUCCUGCAAAAGAUAUCGUGUACGUGUUCUUCUGCUGCUAUUAUGGAUUCGGGAACAUCCUUGCUUACUGGUCCAACUGUAUCUAUCUCACGUGA